Molecule: messenger RNA, 321 nt
Organism: Ostertagia ostertagi
Lineage: Eukaryota; Metazoa; Nematoda; Chromadorea; Rhabditida; Trichostrongylidae
Source: the annotation of a GenBank genome assembly
UGAUGGAUCGACCACAGCGCAAAAGCCGUCGAAGUUCGAUUUUGAAAGUGCGGCAAACGGAGGUUGUUUCGGAAAAGGUCACAGUAGAAGAUGACACCAACAAGCAAGUAAUGAAACGACGUGUCAGCUUUCAUAAUGUGAAAACUGUACAAAACUUCGAGAAAGACAACUUGAAUCUACUUGGAAGGUUCGCCAUUCAGGGAGAAAAUCCAGGAAACGAUGAGUUCAGAUGGGAUUCUGACUAUCAUCUCAACCAAGUCCUGGCCAACCCGACAGCACACAGUAUAGCAGUGUCGAUAUGUCUUUCUGCACUACAGUCAC